Aphanomyces astaci is the source of this 477-nucleotide messenger RNA. RefSeq lists its product as hypothetical. The transcript has a single exon. The coding region runs from base 1 to 477 and encodes 158 amino acids. Lineage: Eukaryota; Oomycota; Saprolegniomycetes; Saprolegniales; Verrucalvaceae. The record is from RefSeq and is a predicted model, not a curated record.
AUGGACGUCCUCGACGCCAGCUACGACAGCGUGGACGAAGUGGACGAGGACGCGGAACUCGAACUGUCGUGUGCGCUUCAAGACUUGACCACGCGGUGCAAGUCGUUUUCGGCUAAAAUGACCGAUGAAAUCCCAGAAAUCGACGACGGCGAAGUGAGCGAAGACGAGGACCUGGCCGCCGAUGCCAAGGCGCGCCCGUCGUCGCACCAACUGCGAUACUGCGCAGACAAGCACACUAUCGACGAUGACGACUAUUACAACCAAACCCACGACGAACUCACGACCAUUCAGUGCAAUAUCAAGCAACUUCUAGAGAAACUCGAAGAUGCCGCCGCGACACCAACGCCGUCGACUUCCGUGCCAUCCCUUGGCCGCCGCCAGGACUGUGACGACAACCACGAAGGUAUGGACGAGAAAGCCACCCCGCCGCCGAACAGACGACAAUCGAUGACGACCAACCAACGACAGGAAAAGUAA